Racocetra fulgida is the source of this 669-nucleotide messenger RNA. Lineage: Eukaryota; Fungi; Glomeromycota; Glomeromycetes; Diversisporales; Gigasporaceae. The record is from the annotation of a GenBank genome assembly.
UGUCCCGGUGCUGCCAUUAAAAUAGCUUACCUUGCCGAGGAUCGUUUUACAAAAAAUUUUGUACGAAAUAGAACCAAAGUUAUUUACAACACGGCAAUGGGCAAGAUAUUUAGUGUGGACAAAUAUGCCGAUAGUUUAAAUCGUAUCGCUAAAGAACGCGAUAUUCAAGUUAAUCUUCAAACUGAGCUAACUGAAAUACAUAGUGAUAAACAUGAAGCGGUGUUCAAAGACAUAAAAACCGGUGAAUCCAAAGUCUUCAACUAUAAUUUAUUACAUGUAGUUCCACCAAUGGGCCCACCUUCAUUUAUCGCUGAAUCAAAGAUUGGAAAUGCUGCCGGAUGGGUAGAUGUUGAUAAAUAUACUUUACAACAUGUAAAAUAUCCAAACAUUUUUUCACUCGGUGACUCUUCCUCUGCUCCAACUUCGAAAACUGCUGCUGCAAUUUCUGUUCAAUCUGGUGUGUUGAAAAAGAAUUUACUAGCUGCUAUUAAUGGAAAUUUCGAUCCGUCUCUUGCUGCAAAAUAUGAUGGAUAUGCUAGCUGUCCUUUACUUGUUGGAAGAGAUAAAUUGGUUUUAGCGGAAUUUAGUGGAUAUACUUUGAAACCAAUGGAAACUUUUCCUUUUGACCAAGGUGUGGAACGAAAAUCAAUGUAUUAUCUCACAAAAGAA